Messenger RNA from Lethenteron reissneri (Far Eastern brook lamprey), 2346 nucleotides. RefSeq lists its product as uncharacterized. The record is from RefSeq and is a predicted model, not a curated record. NCBI's taxonomy places the organism in Eukaryota, Metazoa, Chordata, Hyperoartia, Petromyzontiformes, Petromyzontidae. Gene Ontology annotation, molecular function: NAD binding; ADP-ribose diphosphatase activity; NADH pyrophosphatase activity.
ACCCCGAAUCGAUUCCCAACAGAAUGACCGGCAACCGCUUAAACGAUUCCUCAGAUUGCACAGAAUGGAUUAGAUUCCGAUUCUCCGUUCAAGUGCAAAAUCGAUUGCGGGUGGCCGUUUGUAAGUGAUCGUCGGGAAUCGAUGCAUGUACACAACCCCGACAAAUCGAUUCCCGAAGCCGGUUCCGCAUCCCGUCGCAGAGCCCCGGCCGACCGGGGGGACCUCGCCUAGAAGCCCGUGCAGGCUUCACGCGGCUGCCGCUUGUAGGCCGCGACGGAGCCGCCGUCUCGGGGUCGUGGAGUGGAGGCGGAGGAGAAGCGAUGGGGGAGGCGAGGAAGGAGGAGGCGGAGAGUGCGAGCAGGCGGGAGACGACGGUGCUGGCGGGGAGGUCUGACCCGUACGGUGGGUUGACGAUCCUCAUCAGUUCCACGGACACCACCGACGUGGAGACAUUCAGAGACCAACUGAAAGACUCGCUGUUCGCGUGGAGCCUCGAGGGGGUGCGUGGCCUCUGGCUCUGCCUUCCCAUCGAGCGUGCGGACCUGGUCCCCGUCGCCGUGAAGUGCGGGUUCGUCUACCAUCACGCGCUGCCCUCCUACUGCAUGCUGACCGCAUGGCUGCCCCGAGACUCACCCAGCACCCUCCCCGCCUACGCCUCUCACUACGUGGGAGUUGGAGGCCUCGUGGUGAGUGGUGAGGGCCUCGUUCUGCUCAUUCAGGAGAAGUUUGCCAAGGGCCACGGCUGCUGGAAGCUCCCGGGAGGUCACGUGGAACCCGGGGAGGACCUGGGCGAGGCGGUGUGCCGCGAGGUGCGGGAGGAGACGGGCGUGAGCGUGCGCUUCCGCGCGGUGCUCGCGCUGCGCCACAUGCACCGCUACAGCUUCGGCGCCUCCGACCUCUACUUCGUGUGCCUGGCGCGGCCACUCACGCGGCGGCUCCAGCCGUGCCCCACCGAGAUACACGCCUGCACAUGGGUCCCGGUGAGCGAGCUGCCCUCCUACAUCUCCCCCUCGUCGUCGUCGUCGGCGUUCCACUGGUGGCUUGUCCGCGUCUGUCUGGACGCCGUCUCCUCGGGCCUCGUCAUCCGCCCGCUGGACGGGGACGCGAGCCCCGCCUCGUCGCGCGCCCCUCGUCUACACGGCGGGGGCGGGCGGGGACCCCCCAGAGACCCCCCAGAGACCCCCUAGAGACCCCCCAGAGACCCCCCAGAGACCCCCUAGAGACCCCCCCCGCCGCCCCCGCUCGGGGGUCCCCGCGGACCCCGCCGGGGAGAGCCCCGACGGCACUGGUGCGACCGGGACCCCCCCGGGAGACGAGGAGAGAGGGAGCCCCGUAGACCCCCCGGCAGGGAUGCCAAGGUACCCCAGUAGAGAGGCGAUUAGAGACCCCAACACAGAGACCCCUGGGGGGGACCCCAAUAAAGAGACCCCGAGAGACCCCAACACAGAGACCCCUAAAAACCUCAGCACAGAGACCCCUAAAAACCUCAACACAGAAACCCCUAGAGACCCCAACACAGAGACCCUUAGAGACCCCAUCACAGAGAUCCCAACAGAGACCCCUAGAGACCCCCAGAGACCCCCAGAGACCCCCAGAGACCCCAACACAGACCCCUAAAAACCUCAGCACAGAGACCCCUAGAGACCCCAUCACAGAGAUCCCCAGAGACCCCUAGAGACCCCCAAAGACCCCCCAGACCCCCAGAGACCCCCAGAGACCCCCAAAGACCCCCAGCGACCCCCAGAGACCCCCAGAGACCCCUAGAGACCCCGAUCCCGAGUCCAACUCAGACUCAGAUUGCACUUUUUGCUUGAUGCUAAGAUUUGUGAAGUUGAAUGUUUUUAAAUAUUAUCUUGUAUUCGGAAUGACUCGAUGUGGCCCAGCGAGUUGGAUAACGGAGUCGGCGUGAAUGUGAGCGUGCUCACGUUAACAAUGUCCGUAAUGAUCAUUAUGCUAAUUUACUUUGUGGGACAAGUGCUGUUCGGGGAGCUCCUGUGAAGGCCGGCACUGUGGCACACGAGGGGGUGGGUGGCCAGCACCACGCCCGGCCGCCUUUGUCUCCCGAGUGACGAUGUUUACACACCGCACCAGGUACUCAUUUGAGGCUGAGUCGACCUAGGGGAGGCCAAGGACGGGUUCAGAUAAUCGACACCGGUGGUGGUGGUGGUGUUGGUUUUACGGCGAAUACUCCUGCAGCGUUACCCAGAGCGGCCCGCCCGAGUUGAACCGCGAACAACAAGAGCCUUGAAGUGGAUCACCCGAGUUCGAUUGCAGUUCAGCCUCGUUGAACACGCCGCUCGUAGUCGUCGUCGUAGAUGCGUUCCUGGAAAUAAAUAGUUUAUCAAG